Myiozetetes cayanensis is the source of this 1515-nucleotide messenger RNA. It is a transcript of the gene CUNH20orf204, whose product is annotated as chromosome unknown C20orf204 homolog. The coding region runs from base 1 to 684 and encodes 227 amino acids. The transcript is spliced from 5 exons. The record is from RefSeq and is a predicted model, not a curated record. NCBI's taxonomy places the organism in Eukaryota, Metazoa, Chordata, Aves, Passeriformes, Tyrannidae.
AUGCCUCCCCCGCGGGGGCCGGGGCUGGGCCGGCGGCGGUGCCGUGUCCCGUCCCCUCCCACCGUGGAGCCAAGUUCAAACCGCGGUCCCGGCGGAGCGGGACGCGGGGCCGGGCCGCGCUCCCCGGGGCCGCCGCAGGGGCCGCGCCCGCGGGGCUCCAUGAUUUUCCCCCGGGCUCUCUCCUCUGCUGUUCUGCUGCUCCUGCUCGUGGCCGUGCUGAGCAGAGGCAGGAGGUGCAGCAUCGCCAAAAUCCUCCAGCAGUACCAUGCCGUCAUCUUCCAUGAGAUCCAGAACCUGAAAAACCUGAGUGGGUCGGUGCACAGGAGCGGGAGGGCUGGGCCGGCUUGUCGCUCGGACAAGGACCAGAAGAUCCUGCUGUCCAUCUACAACAUCAGCAUGUCCCUGAGGGAGGCGGGGGCCGGCGCCCUGCACAGCCAUGAGGAGCUGGCGGUCUGGAAGGUGGCCAGGAACACCGACUUCGUGCUCCGGGAGAACUGCAGGAAAAUCAGCAAGCACCGCCCGCAGACCCCGUUGCGCACCAGCCCGGCACAGCCCCGGCGAGGGGGACCCGGCCGCAGGAGGAAGCAGCUGCGGGAGAUCGGGAGGAAGGCGGCGAGGCUGGCCACCUGCUGGGAGAAGCUCUACGCCCUGCACGCCCCCCACCAGGCACCCCGGCGCUCGUAGGGACGCCCUCGCCACGCACGGGAGGGACGCGCUGCCCCCGCACCCGGGGCUGCCAGCGGCUCCUUUGGGAACCUGGGACAGACUCAGCCCUGAGGGCAGCGGCGUUGCCACCGGCAGAUGCCCAAGCUGAAUUCAUCCUCCUGUCCCAAGCGGUGCCCAGGGACUGGCUCUGUCGCCCGAGGUUGGGGCUGGCAGGUUGGUUUGCUGUGGGAUGGCUGCGGAGGGACCCUGCAACACCAGAAACACUGGGAAGAAGGGGAAGCACUAAAUACAGAAGGUGAGGUGUGGAUUCUGCAACGCUCCUGGGCCUGCAGCACCUGCUGCUCUCCUGGGGACAAUGGUUGCAUUUUGGGGCAGAAAGAGGACAUGUGAGACCAUGGCUCUGAGGGCUCUGCUGGAAGUGGGACUACAGUGCACCCACAAGGCUCUGAGUGUGGAUGGGCUGCGGAGGGGGACAUGUGUCCCUGUGGCACUGCUGGGACACACAGAGCAGCUGGGCACCUGCAGUGGACAGGGAAGCUGGAGUGCAUCACUGGACACCUCAGGAAACCUGGGUAGUGCCAGUGUCCUUGCUUAUACAGCAAAAUCCUAGGCAGGUGCUGGGGUUCAAGGCCAAGGCUCAGCCAUUGGGACAGGCAGCACUGUGGGGGGACCUGGCUGCUCAGCUCUGCAGGUGCAGGGAGGGGAUGGUGGGGUGUGAGGUUUGGUGAGCUGAGGACCAUCCUCCCUUGUCACCAUGCUCUGCCAGCACCCCGUUCAUGGUCCCUGCUGCCCUGUUGGGUGGCAAACAGCCUCUGGGAAGCCAGAAAUAAAACCUCUCCUUCCCUAGAA